Molecule: messenger RNA, 1035 nt
Organism: Malus domestica (apple)
Lineage: Eukaryota; Viridiplantae; Streptophyta; Magnoliopsida; Rosales; Rosaceae
Source: RefSeq, a predicted model, not a curated record
AUGGGAUUCACUGCAUCAGUUUCAGACACAAGUUUGUUUAUGAAAACAGACUUUGCGGACAUAAUCAUCCUACUGUUAUAUGUGGAUGAUAUUAUUUUGACUGGAUCAAGCUCAGUUAAAGUUCAAAAUGUAGUCCAAGAAUUAUCAACAGUGUUUGAUUUGAAAGAUUUGGGCAGGCUCACUUACUUUCUUGGUCUGCAGAUUCAAUAUAAAUCAAAUGGGGAUAUUUUUGUUCAUCAAGCAAAGUAUAUAAAGGAUCUCAUUCAUAAAUCAGGAAUGGAUUCGUGUAAACCAGCUGCUACUCCUUGUAAGCCUCAUAGUCAGCUUUUGUGUUCCGAAGGUUCUCUCCUUGCAGAUCCUAGUACAUACAGAAGUGUUGUGGGGUCCCUACAAUACUUGACAUUUACGAGACCUGACAUUGCAUUUGCAGUUAAUACAGUAUGUCAAUAUAUGAAUUCCCUUACCGAGAUACAUUUUGGUGAUGUCAAACGAAUUCUACGAUAUUUGCAGGGAACCCUGCAUACUGGGAUAGUGUAUUCUGCAGCAUCACAUCCUACUCUCACUGCUUUCUCAGAUUCUGAUUGGGCUGCAUAUCUCAAUACAAGGAGAUCAGUUACUGGGUAUGUGGUUUAUCUUGGGGAAAAUCCGAUUUCUUGGCAAUCAAAGAAACAAACAUCGGUGUCCCGAAGUUCUACAGAGGCUGAGUAUAAAGCUCUAGCUCAUACAGCUGCAGACAUAGCUUGGGUUAGACAGAUUCUCAGAGAUUUGAAAUGCUCAGUGCCUCAACCUCCUAUAAUACAUUGUGAUAACAUGUCUGCGAUAGCUUUAAGUUCCAAUCCUGUCUUCCAUUCCAGAAUCAAGCAUCUGGAUACAGAUUAUCAUUUUGUAAGGGAAAGAGUACAGAGAAGAGAUCUUGAGGUUCUCUACAUUCCAACAGAAGAACAAACAGCAGACAUUCUAACUAAGGGGCUGCAUAGUCUUUCAUUUCUCAAGCAUUGUUACAAUCUAAAGCUUGGAAAUCCCAGCUUAGAUUGA